AUGAAUUUUAUCAGAAUAUGUUCACUGGUUUUGAAGUGUAGCAUGUGGAAUUACUUGAAGCUUACAUUUCUUCUCUUAUUCCCAGCGUCUUCGAUGCUCCCUGUUCUUCUGUUGCUUCUCUUGUCAUAUGUAUUCCAAGCGGCAUCAGUUAGAGCAUUCAAUAAUAGGACUGAUGUGGAUUCCUUGCUGGUGUUCAAGGCAAGCAUAAGCAACCAGCACGGUGUCCUAGCUGCAUGGAACACAAGUACAGACUUCUGCCAGUGGCCAGGCAUCGGUUGCAGCCUUAAGCAUAAGCACAGGGUCACAGUGCUUAACCUCUCUUCGGAGGUCCUUGGUGGCACGAUCGCACCUUCCAUUGGGAACCUCUCCUUCUUGAGAAUUCUAGAUCUCAGGCGGAACAAUCUGCAAGGUGAAAUACCUUCAUCCUUUGGUCGCCUGUCUCGCCUACGAUAUCUUAAUUUAUCCAACAACUCACUUCAUGGUGAUGUAAAUGAUAAAUUGAAGAAUUGCACCAGCCUUGAAAGAAUGCACAUUGGUUCAAACCGUUUGGCUGGAGAAAUCCCUGCUUGGCUCGGAGACUUGUUAAGUCUCAAAGUCAUAGACCUAGGCAGUAACAACUUCACUGGAAUCAUCCCGUCGUCACUUACCAAUCUCUCAGCAGUGCAAGCAAUCUAUUUCAACACAAACCAACUUGAGGGUGUCAUCCCUGAGGGCCUUGGCAGGCUUGGUGGCCUUGCCUACAUAGACUUGGGAGAAAAUCGCCUCUCAGGCACCAUCCCUACAGCUCUCUUGAACCAUUCCUCUCUAAUAGGCUUGGGUGUGGGAGCAAAUGAUUUGUGCGGUAAACUUCCCCCGGACUUUGGGGAUCAGCUCCCAAAUCUUGAGUACCUACUCCUUGGUGUUAACCACUUUACAGGAAACCUUCCAGCUUCUCUUGUCAACUCAACUAAGAUAUAUGAGCUAGAUGUCUCCUUCAACAACUUCACCGGAAUAUUGCCUCCAGAGAUUGGAAUGCUCUGCCCAGAACAACUCACUCUCGGAGCAAAUCAGUUCAUGGCAAAUACUGUGCAGGACUGGGAGUUCUUGACAUUGUUGACAAACUGCACGCGCCUCCGUACAUUUAGCCUCCAGCUCAACAUGCUAGGUGGCAUGCUGCCUAUUUCAGUUGCCAACCUAUCAGCACAACUCGAAUUGCUAUAUGUUGGAGCCAAUGAGAUUUCUGGAAAAAUACCAUUUGGCAUAGGCAAUCUUGUUGGAUUAACUCAAUUGCAGCUAGCUAAUAACCAAUUUACUGGUUCCUUGCCUGACACCAUAGGGAGGCUAAAUUCGCUACAAACCCUGGAGUUGCAAAAUAACCUAGUGACAGGGUUCAUGCCAUCGUCUCUUGGGAACUUGACACAACUACUAAAUCUGUACACACACAACAACAUGUUUGAGGGGCCUCUUCCAACAAGCCUCGGGAGCCUACAAGAGAUAAUUUCAGCAACCUUCUCAAACAAUAAGUUCACAGGUCCAUUGCCUAAAGACAUCUUUAACCUAUCGUCACUGUCAGACGCCCUGGAUUUGUCUAGGAAUUACUUUGUUGGUUCCCUUCCACCAGAAGUAAGCGGCUUGACAAACCUUGCACACUUAUACUUAUCACGGAACAACUUGUCAGGGCCCCUACCUAAUACACUCAGCAACUGUCAAAGCUUGAUAGAACUUGGGCUGGACGAUAACUCCUUUGAUAGCAGCAUUCCCUCAUCUAUCAGCAACAUGCGAGGUCUGAUGUUGCUAAAUCUUACAAAGAACAUGCUUUCAGGUGUUAUUCCUAAAGAUCUAGGGCUAAUGAGUGGCCUUCAAGAGUUAUACCUAGCAUGCAACAACUUGUCUGGUCAUAUCCCAGAAAGCUUGGAAAACAUGGCAUCAUUGUACCAGUUAGACCUAUCAUUCAACCAUUUGGAUGGCAAAGUUCCAUCAUGGGGAGUGUUCAGUAAUGCAUCUGGGUUUUCGUUUGGUGGGAAUUUGGGGCUUUGUGGUGGUCUACCAGAUUUACAUUUGCCCCCAUGCCAGCCGGAAUCCGUGGGACAUGGCUUGAGCAAACGCCAUUUGACUAUGAUCCUAGUUACCGCAAUUGCUGGCAUAAUUCUUGCUUUGAGUUUGGUGCUUGUUUUCUUCACAAUGAGAAAGAUAUCAAAAGCUCGGUCUACAACCAUAGGAGGAUUCCAGUUGAUGGUUGACAGUUAUCCCAGAGUUACUUAUGCUGAAUUGGUCCAAGGAACAAGUGGCUUUGCAGUAGACCACUUGAUUGGCAGAGGAAGGUAUGGAUCGGUGUAUAAGUGUUGUUUACUACUAAGAAAUAUGAUGACCACAGUAGCUGUAAAGGUUUUUGAUCUUCAACAGUCUGGCUCUUCCAGAAGCUUUUUAGCUGAGUGCGAGGCACUUAGUAAAAUCCGCCAUCGUAAUUUGGUCAGUCUCAUAACUUGUUGUUCAAGCACUGACUCGAACCAAAACGACUUCAAAUCCAUUGUGUUCGAGUUCAUGCCUAAUGGGAGCCUGGAUAGGUGGUUACACAUGGAUGUACAUGUAUCACAUCAACUUCAAGGCUUGACAUUGAUGCAGAGACUAAAUAUUGCAGUUGAUAUUGCUGAUGCACUAGAUUAUUUGCACAACAACUGUGAUCCACCAAUAGUUCACUGUGACUUGAAGCCAGGCAACAUUCUUCUUAAUGAGGAUUUAGUUGCUCAUGUUGGGGACUUUGGCCUUGCAAAGAUUCUUUCUGAACCAGCAGCUGACCAACUGAACAAUUCAAAGAGCACAGUUGGAAUAAGAGGAACAAUUGGAUACGUCGCUCCAGAAUAUGGCGAAGGUGGCCAAGUUUCUUCAUGUGGAGAUGUGUACAGCCUCGGAACUGUCAUCCUCGAGUUGUUUACAGGCAUGGCACCUACUCAUGACAUGUUCAGAGAUGGGUUGACCCUGCAGAAACAUGCCCAGAAUGCUUUUCCAGAGAUGCUAAUGCAGAUUGCUGAUCCAGUCCUACUGUCCACUGAAGAAGCCAAUACUAAUAGUUUGCAGGAUGGAAGCAACACAAUGGAACAUGCCAUAUUCUCUGUCAUGAAGGUUGCGCUAUCAUGCAGCAAGCAUGCACCGACAGAGAGAAUGUGCAUCAGAGAUGCUGCUGCUGCGAUUCAGAGGAUAAGAGAUGGCUAUGUUAAAGCAAGACAAAAUGAGGGGGUUGUUACAGCUGCAUUUACCGCAAGGCAUUUUGCUGAAACAUCCAGGGCAGCCCCUUGA
This is a messenger RNA of Triticum turgidum subsp. durum (durum wheat), 3273 nucleotides long. NCBI's taxonomy places the organism in Eukaryota, Viridiplantae, Streptophyta, Magnoliopsida, Poales, Poaceae. The record is from the annotation of a GenBank genome assembly.